AUGCCAGUCCUCAGCACUCAGUACUCAGACAAAGCUAUACCCACUGAUGCCGCCUCAGGAAGUCCCUCCACCGCCUGUGGUGCUGUGGGGAAGAGAGACGGAUUUGUAAACCCCGGAGGCCAGGCCGCAGCCACCGUCACCUUGUCUGACCAGGAGGCAAGACCUUCAACUGAGGACUUGGGAGAUAAGAAGGAAGGAGAAUACAUUAAACUCAAAGUCAUUGGACAGGAUAGCAGCGAGAUUCACUUCAAAGCGAAAAUGACCGCCCAUCUGAAGAAACUCCAAGAAUCCUACUGUCAAAGACAGGGAGUUCCCAUGAAUUCGCUCAGGUUUCUCUUUGAAGGUCAGAGAGUUGCUGAUAAUCACACCCCAAAAGAACUGGACGUGGAGGCAGAAGAUGUGAUUGAAGUUUAUCAGGAACAAACAGGGGGAUGUUGCCAACAGCUACAGGCUUAUGUGGGCCAAUCCCAGCGAUCCAGGACAAAAGGAACAACCUCACUCUCAACAGUCCCAGCCAAGGUUCAAAGACCAUCUGCAACUGGGUAG
Molecule: messenger RNA, 546 nt
Organism: Canis lupus familiaris (dog)
Lineage: Eukaryota; Metazoa; Chordata; Mammalia; Carnivora; Canidae
Product: small ubiquitin-related modifier 1-like
Exons: 2
Coding region: 1-546 (181 amino acids)
Biological process (GO): protein sumoylation
Cellular component (GO): PML body; nucleus
Molecular function (GO): ubiquitin-like protein ligase binding; protein tag activity
Source: RefSeq, a predicted model, not a curated record